AUGCGUUGCGUGGUUCGGAUAAUUAUUGUGACUGUUGUCUUUGUUUUUCUAUUGGUUUAUUAUGUUUUUACACAGGCUAGCAAAUCUUCAGUUUUAUCAUAUGAUCAAAAUGGUGAGAUUUCAGAAUUCACAUAACAUUUUAAACAUUAUUCCUGGCCUUUUAAAAAUGAAAAAUCAAUUUUCGAAAUUCAAUUGAACAUUUUACGUGACCUUUUGAAACGUAUCAUUUCAUUUUUAAAAAUGUUCUUUGGCACGUGGUUUUUCGAGAUCAGACAUUUUUUGUGCAUGUGAGAAAAUAUGAAAAGUACCCCGCAAAAUUACAAUUAUUAAAUGAACCCACCUUAUUGCAGACAUCGAAGCGAGGCGAAUUUUGGAGAACUCUGAACCUUCACAAUCGCGAACUUCCGAUAACUCAGUUCAUCAACAAAAUCGGCAAUCGAUGUCAAUGUCGGUAGCAUUAGUUCUUAUAGUUUCACUUAUCAGCGUUGCUCUUCUAAUCACAGGUUAGUUAGUUUUAGUGAAAAAGGCCGGAAAAACGCAAUUCAAUUAAACUUUGAAAAACAAAUAAUUCAAAAAAAAAAAAGAAAAAACACGGUGCGUCUAAAGGCGCACACAAUACUCUUUCAGUGUCUCGUAGCGAUUACAGUAACAUAUGACAUUUUCAAUUUUUUUUAUUUUCAAUUUUUUCGCACUUGAAAAAGUAAACUUUGGUCAUCUUUACAUACAAGAACAACUUAAAUAUUAGUUUUGUUAUGAAAUAAUGCGCGAAAAAUUGAACCAAUUAGAAUAAUUUUCCUUUCCCGAAUUUUCAAUCUCCUUAUUUUUCAGGCAUCAUAAUAAUCGCAGUCACUCUAGAUCCAACAUCAAACAAUUCCGACGAAGAUUUUGAAGAGGAGGAAGAAUCUGAAUUGGAAAUCGAUUCUGAUUAUCCUUCACCAUCGAAACAGUAUUAUCCACCUUAUUCUUCACUUUUGACCGAAUUGUGA
Messenger RNA from Caenorhabditis angaria, 986 nucleotides. NCBI's taxonomy places the organism in Eukaryota, Metazoa, Nematoda, Chromadorea, Rhabditida, Rhabditidae. The record is from the annotation of a GenBank genome assembly.